AUGUACUUUUUCCUGGGUAAACUCUCCUUCCUCGUGAUCUGCUACACAACCAACAUAUUCCCCUGUAUGUUAGCCAGCUUCCCUGCUGAGGCAAAAUCAAUCUCUUUCAAUGGCUGUAUGGCCCAGUUUUGUCUGUUCGGUUCCUUGGGUGGUACCGAAUGUCUCCUCCUGUCCAUGAUGUUGUACGACCGGUAUCUAGCCAUAUGCAAUCCGCUCCGCUAUGCAGCUGUUAUGAGCAGGGGCAUGUGCCUUUGCCUGGCAGCUGCCUCCUGGAUCAGUGGCUUUGUGAUUGCCUUAGUGACUAUUCUGUUCAUGUCGAGCUUAACAUUCUGUGGCCCCAAUGAAAUAGAUCAUUUUUUCUGUGAUUUCACCUCGCUCCUGAAGCUGGUCUGCUCAGAUACUUACCUCUUCGAAAAGGUCUCCUUCUUCUUGUCUUCCACUCUGACACUGGUCCCCUUUUUGUUAACCAUGGUGUCCUAUAUUUAUAUCCUAUCUGCCAUUCUCAACUGCCCGUCCACCGCCAGGUCACAAAAGGCCAUUUCCACUUGCUCAUCUCACCUUAUAGUAGUCACCACGUUCUACGGGACUCUGAUUGCUAUGUACAUGGUACCAGCUGCUGACCACUCCCUAAAUCUGAAUAAAGUCUUCUCCAUCUUCUAUACCAUGGUUACCCCCCCACACACCCAUGGCGAAUCCCUUCAUAUAUAG
Molecule: messenger RNA, 708 nt
Organism: Malaclemys terrapin pileata
Lineage: Eukaryota; Metazoa; Chordata; Testudines; Emydidae
Product: olfactory receptor 11L1-like
Exons: 1
Coding region: 1-708 (235 amino acids)
Biological process (GO): G protein-coupled receptor signaling pathway
Cellular component (GO): membrane
Molecular function (GO): olfactory receptor activity
Source: RefSeq, a predicted model, not a curated record